AUGGAGAAGGUUGGUGUUUGUGAUGAGUUUGUUAACCUUAAGGCAACAGAGCUGAGAUUAGGAUUACCGGGAACAGAAGAUGUAUGUCAAGAAGAGAAAGAAAUGGUUUCUUGCGGUAAAAUCAACAAAAGGGCAUUACCUGAAACAGAGAAAGAGAUUGAAUCCACUGGAAAAACUGAAACCGCUUCUCCUCCAAAGGCUCAGAUUAUUGGAUGGCCACCUGUUAGAUCUUUCAGGAAGAACAGUAUUCAGGCAAAGAAGAAUGAAUCUGAAGGUCAAGGAAUGUAUGUGAAAGUAAGUAUGGAUGGUGCUCCAUAUCUGAGGAAGAUAGAUCUAACGGUGUAUAAGCAAUAUCCAGAACUGAUGAAAUCACUUGAAAACAUGUUUAAAUUCUCUGUGGGAGAAUAUUUUGAGCGAGAAGGAUAUAAAGGCUCAGACUUUGUGCCUACUUAUGAAGACAAGGAUGGUGAUUGGAUGCUUGUUGGUGAUGUUCCUUGGGAGAUGUUUGUAUCUUCAUGUAAGAGGCUAAGAAUCAUGAAAGGAUCAGAAGUUAAAGGUUUAGGUUGUGGUGUUUAA
Messenger RNA from Microthlaspi erraticum, 576 nucleotides. The record is from the annotation of a GenBank genome assembly. Lineage: Eukaryota; Viridiplantae; Streptophyta; Magnoliopsida; Brassicales; Brassicaceae.